AUGGAAAAGAUCAAUCUUCUCGUGAUAGCCUCCAUCUUUGUGGCCAUGUUCUUGGUCACCUUGGACCGCCUCAUCAUUUCCACUGCCAUCCCCCAAAUCACAAACGAAUUCCACUCCACCGGCGAUAUCGGCUGGUACGGCACAGCAUACCUGCUCACCAGCUGUUCCGUCCAGCUGGUGUUUGGCAAGAUCUACACCCUGUUCAGCGUCAAGACGACUCUCCUGGCGACGAUUCUGCUCUUUGAAGCCGGUUCCGCUCUGUGUGCCGCUGCUCCCUCGUCUCUUGUCUUCAUUAUCGGACGAGCUCUGGCCGGUCUAGGCGCCGGGGGGGUUCUCUCGGGUGUUAUGGUGGUCGUCGUCUAUACCAUCCCGUUAAACAAACGCCCUCAAUAUCAAGGCUUCUUCGGCGCCGUCGUGGGCAUCUCCUCCGUCACUGGCCCGUUGAUCGGAGGCGCCUUCACCUCGAAUAUCACCUGGCGAUGGUGUUUCUACCUCAACCUGCCUCUCGGAGGUCUCGUCUUUGUCUUGAUCCUGUUCCUGCUGCAUCUCCCUGAUCGGCCAGAGACGAAGAUCAGCCUGAGAGAGAAGCUGGUGCAGUUGAACGUCUGGGGCCUGCUCGUUCUCCUCCCGGGAGUCGUCUGUUUAUGUCUUGCGCUGCAGUGGUCGUCAGUGGGUUUCUACUAUCUCCUAUCUACCCUUGCUAUCCACACUCUGACUACUCAGUAUCGACGGAUCAUCCUCUCAGUCUUCGCUACUCUCUUGAUUCUCGCCUUCAUCUCCAUCCAGAUCUGGAGACCUGACCAGGCCAUUGUUCCCCCGCGCGUCUUCCUCCAGCGCAGCAUUGUCUCAGGCGUGUGGGUGAGCGCUUGUCUAGGGCAUAUGAUGUUAAUCGUAUACUUCCUCCCCCUCUGGUUUCAAGGCAUCCAAUCCCUGUCUGCAGUACAGAGCGGCAUCCAUCUCCUCCCAACGUUGGUCCCGAUGGUCGCCGCGUCGAUAGUAACAGGCCACCUCGUCUCACGGAUAGGAUACUAUACUCCGUUUCUCAUCGGCGGGACCUGUCUAGCAUCUAUUGGAACCGGUCUCUUCACCACGCUAGACGUGCAGAGUACUCUAUCGCAGUGGGUAGGGUAUCAGAUCCUCUACGGCUUCGGACUGGGGAUGUCCUCGCAGGCUCCGAAUAUGGCCGCCCAGACAGUUCUACAGCGCACGGAGGCUGCGAUGGGGAUCUCGCUGAUGUUCUUUGCCCAGCUGCUUUUCGGCUCUGUCUUCCUUUCCAUAGGAGAGACCGUUCUACAGGACCAGCUGGUUACCAGACUGGGAGAGAUUGCCGGUUUACACAUGGACAUUACCCUCCAGCAGGUUGAGAAUAUGGGCGCAACGGAGUUGAUGCAGAUGAUCCCGGAUGCGUACCGUCAGGAGGCGCUUGUUGCGUAUAAUGACUCUCUGGGGGCGUGUUUCCAGAUUGCCCUCAUUCUUGCCUGUCUCUCUGUUGGAGGGGGGAUCUUUAUGGAGUGGCGGAGUGUGAGAGAAAGAGGUAAAGAGGAGAAAGAGGAAAAUAAGAAAGAGGAGAAAGAGAAAGAGGAGAAAGAGAAAGAGGAGGGUAAAGAGAACAAGACUGUCUGUUGA
Messenger RNA from Penicilliopsis zonata CBS 506.65, 1626 nucleotides. RefSeq lists its product as hypothetical. The record is from RefSeq and is a predicted model, not a curated record. Gene Ontology annotation, molecular function: transmembrane transporter activity. NCBI's taxonomy places the organism in Eukaryota, Fungi, Ascomycota, Eurotiomycetes, Eurotiales, Aspergillaceae. Gene Ontology annotation, biological process: transmembrane transport. Bases 1 to 1626 code for a protein of 541 amino acids. The transcript is spliced from 4 exons.